AUGCUGUGGAGCAAGUGUGGUUGCGGCGUUGUCCUUGUGCUGGUUUGGAAAAUCGCGGCUAGCUGUUUGAACGAAAAUUGCGCGAAAGAGGAGACAGGUCUGGUGCAAGUUUCCAGGCCUUGGAAGCGUUCUGGAUGGUGGCCACGUGGCGGCAAGCGUUAUGGUUACUAUGGGAGCAAGGACAACGAUGAUGGCGACGACCCCUCUCCUUCCGAUCCUUCUGAUGGCGUUGCCUGCACGUACAGCCGGACUUACAGGUACCCUGAGGACGAGGAUCAAGUGGCGACUCCGGAUGAUACCACAGAAAUGAUAAGCCGAUGUUCGAGUGCAGGAGUUGAUUAUGUGAACACUUCAGAAGACGCUACAUGCAUCAUCAACUCCAAUGGAGAUGGGUAUGACUACGGCAACGUUGCAAGCUCAAGCGCAUGCCCUUACCCAGCUGGGGCCACGCCAUGGAUGUCGUAUGACGAGUGCCUCAGCAAUUACACGAAAUGGAUCGACAAGGGAGCCACAGAAGUCACGUUGGCAGACGGUACCACGGCUAUGACCGGCAUUGGCCAUGGAGUUUUGGAUGGGGUUCGUGGGUUGUGUGCAAUCAUUUACUACGCAACGACCGGCAAAACGGUGGUGGUGUUCCAAGUGGACAUCCGGUCCUGGUCGUUGGAGAUGACGCAAGCCACAUGGGAGUAUUUGACAGAGAUCACAGAUCCAGGCAACACAUGCAUCGUGCCCACGGUAACAUCCAUCAACUGCACGGAUGUGCCCUUUAUGACAGAAUAG
Symbiodinium sp. CCMP2592 is the source of this 780-nucleotide messenger RNA. The record is from the annotation of a GenBank genome assembly. Lineage: Eukaryota; Dinophyceae; Suessiales; Symbiodiniaceae.